Molecule: messenger RNA, 3014 nt
Organism: Salpingoeca rosetta
Lineage: Eukaryota; Choanoflagellata; Craspedida; Salpingoecidae
Product: NEK protein kinase
Exons: 10
Coding region: 124-2775 (883 amino acids)
Biological process (GO): protein phosphorylation
Molecular function (GO): protein kinase activity; ATP binding
Source: RefSeq, a predicted model, not a curated record
CGGGUUUUUCUCGCACACUCUUGACAACACAAAGCACAAAGCAAGCAAGCAACUGUGCUUGCUUCUCCAACUACUGCAUCCUGUGCAUCCAUCCAUCCAUCGAUUGAUGUAAAGAUCGCCGGGAUGGAUCGUGGGUAUCAGCGAGUGAAGGUGAUUGGCAAAGGCGCGUUUGGUGCCGCCAUCCUUGUGAGGAAAGGCCCGGACCUCUUCGUGCGCAAGGAGGUGCCGCUGCAAGGCUUGUCCAGCAAGGAGAAGCUAGAAGCGGAGCAUGAAGCGGCCGUGCUCAAGGGGCUCUCCCACAGAAACAUCAUCCAGUACGUGGAUAGCGGCGUAUCCCAUGGAAAGCUGUGGAUUGUCAUGGCAUAUGCCAGCGGCGGUGACCUCGAUGUCUACGUUCAAAAGAAGAAGCGCGCCAGGAUGAGGUUCACGCUGGACGAGGCCAUGGGUAUCUUUGCCCAGUGCUGCCUCGCCCUCAACUACUUGCACUCCAAGAAGAUCCUCCACAGAGACAUCAAGUCCAAGAAUGUGUUUCUGGACAAGAAGCUCGGCAAGUCCAGCGUCCCCUUGGUGAAGCUGGGCGACUUUGGGAUUGCAAAAGUGCUGCAGAACACCCGAGACAAGGCGUCAACGCAGAUUGGCACGCCGUUCUACCUCUCCCCAGAGAUCUGCCAGGACAAGCCAUACUCCUUCAGCUCAGACGUGUGGGCGCUUGGCAUUAUUCUCUUCGAGAUGCUUGCGCUGCGCGUGCCGUUUGAGGCACGUGAUCUUCGUGCCCUCGUUCGCAAGAUUGUACAAACCCCUGUGCCAAAGCUUCCCGCAGCGUUUCAGGACCCGCCAACACUGCAGCAGCUCGUCAGCCAGCUCCUGUCCAAAGACCCUCAGAAGCGGCCGCACAUUGCGGAGGUGCUGAACAACUCGCUCGUGCGCGCUGCGGUGACGAGCAUCAAUGAGAUGGAUGAGGCGGCCGGCGUUGGCGGGACGCUCAAACGAACCUUCACCAAGCCAACGUCCAUGGACGUGCACAGGAAGGUGGAGCAACACGCACGGCAGCAGCAGCAGCAACAGCGACCACAAGCGCAGCAGCAAAAACAGCAAAAACAGCAGGAGAAGCGGAGGCAGAGCGCACGCGACCGCGCCAUUGCACAGGACCGAGCACGUCACUUCCGUGAGUUCAAAGCGCAGCUCAAGGCGAAACAGCAGCGCGCACCCAGCCGCGGUGGUGGGCAGAGGGGUGGUGGUGGUGUGGGUGAUGUGAACAGCAAUAGUAAUAGCAACAGUGACACUGUGUUGUGGCUUGGCGGCCAGCGACCGCCGACACGUGGAUACACGCCAGAGUUCCACCGCCCAUCAGCGCGCGGGAACCAGGCGCCGCUGCAGCUGAAUGGCGGGGACAAUGGCGAUGGUGCCGACGAUGAGGGCGAGGGCGUUCCGUUGACCCGCACGCAGCGACUUGCACGCGCAGCGCGGGAGGAGUAUUUGGAGAGGAGAAGAGCAGGCCAGGACAACGCGCGUAAGGUGCUGGAGCAGCUGGGCCGCGCACCACAGGCACCACAACAACAGCAACCGCAACAGCAGCGGCGGUUCGUAUCGAUAAAGCAGCAGUAUCAGCAAGAGCAGCAACAACAACAACAACAACAGCAGCAGCAACAGGGAACACCACGUCGACGGCAGCAGGUGUACGGGUGUGCGCGUGGGGGUGUGGCGGGGGUACGACCGCCAUCGAGACAGCAGCAUUACCAACAGCAAGAGAUGCUUCGGCAGCAAGGGCGCAGCGAGGCAAUGGAGCGGGCGCGGCGGCUGCAGCAGAUCACACAAGAUGAACAGCGCCGACAGAGCAUGCAGCGCUCACAGAACCAGCAACGAAACGGGCACCCGCGUUACGCACUACCUGACCAGGCUGAGCGCCAGCAGAAGGCGUUUUUACACCGCCAGCACCAGCAGCCAGCGUCACAGCAGCAGCAAGCCAAGCGUGCCCUGGCUGGUGGCUAUGAUGCUCACGCGGCUGCGCGCGAGGCGUAUGUGGAGCGGCAGCGACAGGCCAUGGCCAACGCUCGCCGCAUCAACGCUGAUCUUGGUCGCGCGUACAAACCAUCACCGGCGGUGCUCGCGCAGGACGCGGGCAGUGCACACGCAACACACCAGGAGCAACAGCAACAGCAGCAGCAGCAGCAGCCGCAGAGACGCGAUUUGGCGUCACCCCCAGCAGGCGAGAGCCACGCAGAGCGCCUGAAGCGACUGCGGGAAGCGCGCAAGCAGAGGGAGAUACAGGAGCACGAGAUGGCGUUGGAGGAGGCGAGACGACAGGCGUUUGUGGACAGGGCCGUUGCAGAAUCGAGACUACGCAGCGACCGCGGCCUUGCUGUUGACGCAGACAGCCCAGAUGCAGACGUGCAGGGCGCUGGCAAUGGCGGCGGUGACGUGCAGUACCUCGAUCUCGUGCCCCUGAAAGAGCUACAGGCGCGAGCUGGUGGUGGUGGCAUGCGCGGUGGCCGUAGCAGUGAUGGUGACGGUGGCUAUGAUGGUGGUGGUGGUGUGGAUCUGGCUGCGCUGGCAGCGGAGCGGCACAGCAACCGCAGUGCCAACAGCUCUGAUGGCGGGGCAGCCGGGAGAUCGCCAUCGUCAAGUGCGCGGCAGCGGCAGCAGCAACGGGAGGAGCGAAAGGCGCAGGAACUCAAGCGGAGAGAGCAGGAGCUGGCAGAUGCACGACGGCAGCACUUUGCAGACCUGCAGCAGCUCAGGCAGAAAGUUGCUGCGGGUCAUGCAAACGCCAUGUAGCAUGCACGCGGACGCCCUGUAGCGUGCAUGUACGGUGGGCGGACCACAACGGCUAAAUCUCUGGCUUCGACAGCUUCAUAUGUCAGUGGAGGAGGGGGUUGUUUGUUUGUUUGUUGGUUUGGUUGGUUGUUGUUGUUGGUUUGGUUAUUGUUGUUUGUGUGGUGCGCGCUUGCAGUUGUACUGCGAAGUAUGCAUGGCCAGUUGGUUGUUUUGAUCAAAAAGCUCCCUCAAUGACGAAA